AUGGGGUUCGUGAAUCCGUUCAGGAAUAGCGACAUCGCAACGUAUCCAGGGGUCCUGAUUCCUCUGUCGCGUUCCCAGCCAGUAGAAGACCCGAAACCCGAAGCCGGAGAUGUUAACCCGGAAGAUGCACCAGAAAAAGGCUUUGCAUCCUGGACGUUAGGUGACCAACACAGCUCUUCUCUGACUUUGGAAGACCUUAGGGCUGAGGUGGAGAAUGAUAUUGUGAUAUCCGGCUAUGAUACCGCAUAUGACCGUAAAUCAAAAGUCAUUAACUUCGCUAUUCAGCAUAUCGGAAUGGGCAAAUAUCAAUGGCAGUUGUUUGUUCUUUGUGGUUUUGGCUGGUUAGCCGAUAAUAUCUGGAUACAAGGAGUUGCUUUGACCCUGCCACAGCUUUCCGUAGAAUUUGGUGUCGAUGACUCUACUGUCCGAUUUACCACCUGUUCGUUGUUUGUCGGCCUCUGCGUUGGCGCCAUAUUCUGGGGAACUGCUUCGGAUGUAAUCGGUCGACGUCUUGCGUUUAACCUGACCCUUCUCCUAACUAGUGUUUUCGGCCUCGCUGCAGCUGGCGGGCCGACCUGGGUUGGUGUCAGUGCCCUGUUUGCAUGCCUGGGUGUGGGAGUGGGCGGAAAUCUGCCGGUGGACGGUGCAUUGUUUUUGGAAUUCUUGCCAUUUGCAUCAGGAAAUCUGCUGACGAUGUUGAGUAUUUGGUGGCCUCUUGGUACACUUGUUGGAAGCAUGGUCGCAUGGGGUUUAAUUCCGAAUUUCUCCUGCAGUGCAGACGAGCUCAGUUGUACGAAGGAAAAGAACAUGGGAUGGCGCUACCUUGUUAUUACACUGGGAGGCCUGACCUUGGUCAUGUUCAUGUGUCGUUUCUUCCUGUUCCAUCUCUACGAAUCACCCAAGUUCCUUCUCUCCCGCGGUCGUCAGGAAGAAGCAGUGUCUGUGGUACAUGCUGUCGCAUAUACAAAUGGAUCCAGCACUUGGUUGACUAACGAGAUCCUUAAUGAAAUCGGCGGCUAUCCGGAAGAAAUUUCACCUGAUCAGCAGAAGCUGUCGAACUUAGAAAUUGUCAAAAGGCAACUUUCCAAGUUCUCUACACAGCGUAUCGCGCCUCUUUUCGCUACCAAGAAGCUUGGGUUUACAACUGUUCUCUUGUGGUUCUGCUGGGCCACGAUUGGCAUGGGAUACCCUCUCUUCAACUCCUUUCUACCUCAAUACCUUGGAAACAAUGGAAAGACCCCCGUUUCAAUUGUCUACCGAAACUACGCCAUAACUUCUAUUAUAGGUGUUCCCGGCUCAAUCCUUGCCUGCUUCACCGUUGACAUCCCCUAUAUAGGCCGCAAGGGCACCAUGGCCAUCUCCACCGCACUCACCGCUGUAACGCUCUUCUGUUUUACCAUAUCCUCAAACCCAGAUGUCCAGCUCGCCUGUUCUUGCCUAGAAGCCUUCUUCCAGAAUAUUAUGUACGGCGUUCUGUAUGCAUAUACACCGGAAGUCUUCCCCGCUCCUAACCGUGGAGCUGGCACGGGUAUUGCUAGCUGUCUAAACCGGAUUUGCGGGCUGUUAGCUCCCAUUGUUGCUAUAUAUAGUAGCAGUGCAAAUCCCAAGGCACCCAUUUACGCAUCUGGUGGACUUAUGUUUGCUGCAUUUGUGGUGAUGGUUUUGUUACCAAUUGAGACGAGGGGGAGGGCUAGUUUGUAA
Messenger RNA from Paracoccidioides lutzii Pb01, 1701 nucleotides. RefSeq lists its product as hypothetical. Gene Ontology annotation, molecular function: transmembrane transporter activity. Gene Ontology annotation, biological process: transmembrane transport. Bases 1 to 1701 code for a protein of 566 amino acids. The record is from RefSeq and is a predicted model, not a curated record. The transcript has 8 exons.